AUGGCGCCAACCGGUGGUGCAGCAGGGGGAGGCGGAGGAGGAGGCAACAUCAAAGUCGUUGUGCGAGUACGACCAUUCAACACAAGAGAAAUCGAUCGCAAUGCAAAAUGUAUCGUACAAAUGCAGGAUGCGCAGACUGUCUUGCAGCCUCCCCCCGAGGCCGAAGACAGGUUACGAAAGGGAGGGAAGGGAGGAUCAGAACACCAGAGAACGUUCAAGUUCGACAAGUCAUAUUGGUCUUUCAGCAAGGCAGAUCCUCAUUACGCUGGUCAGGACAAUUUGUUCAAUGAUCUGGGCGUGCCAUUGCUUGACAAUGCGUUCCAGGGCUAUAACAACUGUAUCUUUGCCUAUGGCCAGACCGGUUCUGGUAAAUCGUACAGCAUGAUGGGUUAUGGAGAGGAUGCUGGUGUCAUUCCACGUAUCUGUCGGGAGAUGUUUGAGCGCAUCAAUGGUGUACAGUCUGAUCCCAAUUUGACUUGCACAGUUGAAGUCUCAUACCUGGAAAUCUACAAUGAGCGAGUCCGCGACUUGUUGAAUCCUGCGACGAAAGGGAACCUCAGAGUCCGAGAACAUCCAUCGACUGGUCCCUACGUCGAGGACCUGGCCAAAUUGGCCGUCCGCUCCUUCCAGGAAAUCGAGAAUCUGAUGGACGAAGGCAACAAAGCACGAACGGUCGCUGCUACAAACAUGAACGAAACCUCAAGUCGUUCGCAUGCGGUCUUCACGCUGACCUUGACUCAAAAAAGACACGACGUGGAAACCUCGAUGGACACCGAGAAAGUUGCCAAAAUCAGCCUGGUAGAUUUGGCAGGCUCUGAAAGGGCAACCUCAACAGGCGCCACUGGAGCUCGACUGAAGGAGGGUGCCGAAAUCAAUCGUUCACUGUCGACUCUCGGUCGAGUUAUUGCCGCAUUGGCAGAUUUGUCUUCUGGCAAAAAGGGUUUAAAGGUCCCCUAUCGAGAUUCAGUCCUUACAUGGCUUUUGAAGGACUCACUAGGUGGUAACAGUAUGACUGCCAUGAUCGCCGCUAUCUCUCCGGCAGAUAUCAACUUUGAAGAGACGUUAAGCACUUUGCGGUACGCAGACUCGGCCAAGAGGAUCAAGAAUCAUGCUGUUAUUAACGAGGAUCCGAAUGCACGCAUGAUCCGUGAACUCAAAGAGGAACUUGCGAAACUUAGAAGUCAACUUGGAGGAGGUGGGAUUCCAGGGGCAACCGAAGAAGUAUACCCUCCCGAUACGCCCCUGGACAAGCAGAUGGUUUCCAUUGUUCAAAGCGAUGGAUCUGUGAAACGUGUCAGCAAAGCUGAAAUCAUGGAUCAAUUGAGCCAAAGUGAAAAGCUGUACGAAGACCUCAAUCAAACUUGGGAGGAGAAAUUGCAAAAGACAGAAGAGAUCCACAAGGAAAGAGAGGCAGCUUUGGAAGAGUUGGGUAUCAGUAUAGAAAAAGGCAAUGUUGGAAUGAGUACUCCGAAAAAGAUGCCUCACCUGGUCAAUUUGAGCGAUGAUCCACUACUGGCAGAGUGCCUUGUUUACAACCUCAAACCAGGCAUUACAACAGUUGGUAAUGUGGAUUCAUCGGAAGCGUCAGAGAUACGACUCAAUGGCUCUAAGAUACUUGAGCACCAUUGCAAGCUGGAAAAUGUCGAUAAUGUCGUCACAAUCAUCCCAAAUGAAGGUGCUGCUGUCAUGGUUAACGGUGUGCGAGUCGACAAGCCGAGACGGCUUAAGAGUGGCAAUCGUAUCAUCCUGGGAGAUUUUCAUAUUUUCCGAUUCAACAACCCACUGGAAGCAAAAGCCGAACGGGCGGAGCGGAGUCUUCUACGACACUCUGUUACUGCAAGCCAGCUCAACUCCCCUACACCGUUUCGACCUUCACAUGAAAGGUCUUACAGUGCCACCAACUCGGACUUUGAGGGCGAUUCGAGUAGAGCUCAAUCGCCAGGAUUUAAUAACGGAGCUUCGGAUUGGUUGUUAGCUCGAAGAGAGGCCGCCGGUGCUCUGCUUGGGUCUGAUCCGAAGAUCAUGCAAUUAACAAAUGAAGAAUUGGAUAAUCUUUUCGAAAACAUCCAGCGAGCGCGUGAGGAACGACGCGGUCGGCACGAGAGCAAACUAUACGAGCACGACGAAGAUUCUGAUGAUUUGAGCUCGUUUCUUGUUAGAGACAAGUACAUGUCCAACGGGACAAUGGACAAUUUUUCCCUGGACACAGCCUUGACACUCCCUGGAACGCCUUCGCUGCACGGCGGCUCGCAGGAGGAUGGCGAUGUAACAUUGACUCCGAGCCAAUUCGAGUCAUCAAAUGAAGCAACCACUGUGCCCAGUGCAGAAACAAAAUCUGACGCAGACGUUCCCCAAGCAUCAAAGGAGCCCGAACAAGAGACCCAGUCCCGUCAAAUGCAAAAAGAACUCGAACGUGCCAAGCAAGAAUUUCAGGAAGAACUUCGCAAGCAGAAAGAGGCUUUCGAGGCUCAGAUCAAGAAGAUGGACCUCGAGGUUCGGACAAGAGAGGCUGCAAGGAGAACAUCUGGAUUCGUCCCACUAGAUGCGACGGAAAUCGCAGUGGCUCGAAAUGUUGUCGAGAAAUGGCAACAGAGAAACUAUAUUCUCAUCGCAGAAGCUGUCCUUCAGAAUGCGGGUCUGCUCAAGGAAGCCCAAGUCAUGGCCAAGCUGCUGGAGCAAGACUGCAACUUCCAAUUCAUUAUCCUGGAUCUCGGGGAAGAUCGGGGUUCCUCCUAUGAUCUCAUUCUGCACGAUAUAUCAGGCGACGACGACGAUGCACUUGCUAAUGCUCGUAAACCCUGCUUGGCAGUGCGUGUGGUCGACACCCAGCUAAGUUGCGUUCAGCUCUGGUCUCUCGAAAAGCUACGCCUGCGGUUAAGCAAGAUGCGCCAAAUGCACCAAUACAAGGACCAGCCCGAAUACCUACAACACUUCAGAAUGGACAACCCUUUCCGUGAUUCCGACCAAGCCCUAUUUUCUCUCGUGGGAGACGGCAGUAUUCCUCUCACAGCCGUUUUCGAGACGAGAGUCCAGGAUUUCAUCGUCGAUGUCUUGUCACCUUCGACCCGACAAAUUGUAGGGAAGGUCAGAAUGUCAUUAGAACCGUCCUUAGCUGAGUCGCCACCUUCCACCAUCAAGUUCAAUAUCAUCAUGCGUGAUCUUGUUGGCUUUUCGGAGCACGAAGGUACACAAGUCCAUGCACAAAUGACUGUCUUAGGGACUGCUGAUGAGAGCGUCGCGACUACCCAGUCAAUUCAAGGGUUUGGCGACGGUCCUGUUCGAUUCGAAAGCAUUCACAAUCUGAGCGUUCGUCGAUCCAGCGAGAAGUCUGCGACUCUAAAGAUUGCCAUUUUUGCUCAAGUUACUUCAACUCAUCUUGACAAAUUGAUUAGUUGGGAUGAGCUUCGUGAAAUGAACGAAUCGCCACCGGAUCAUCAACCUGCUCCUCGUCUGCCGGAGUCAGAAUACAGUGUUGAGGAGCGGCAUGAUGUCUUUGCCAAAGUUCAAAUGCUUGAGCUCGCCGAGAAUGGCCAAUACAUGCCUGUUGAGGUGCUUCAAACCAGUGCUGAUGAUAAUGGAGCGUUCCAGCUGCACCAAGGCUUGCAAAGAAGGAUCUCGAUCACCUUGACACACAGUUUCACCGAAAGUCUGCCCUGGGAUGAUUUGAACGGUCUGCGGAUUGGCGAAGUCCAUUUGAUCGAUUCCUCCGGCCGCAUCGCUGAUAUCACAUCUGUCACACCAGACAUCGCUCUGAAACAAAUCCAAGAACCGAUGAUCAAAGACAAUGCCGAUGGCACUUCCAACAUUACAGUCGUAGGACAAUGGGACAGUUCUCUCCACAAAUCUCUCCUUUUGGAUAGAGUGACGAACGAACACUGCAGAGUACAGGUUGCGCUUCGUUGGAAUGUUGCAUCGAGCCGAUUGGAGCAACCUAUGACAUUCUCAAUCGAUCAACAGCUGCAAAUACUACCAAGAUCAUACGUGCGGCCUCAGUCAAUGUUCAAAACGUUCUGGAAUCAAACUAGAAUCACACAUUCAACUGACGGGCUUUUCUCAAUCGUUGUUCGUCCCAUCAGUGCGCGACGAGCGGCCGAUCUAUGGCGCUUGGACACUUCUAAGAACUAUGUCAAGGGUGAAGAGCUGCUGGGUCAUUGGAGUCCGCGCGGUAUCUCGCUGGUCAAAGAUUACAUUGUCGCUCGGCGUAAGCGACGACAAUUGCAAGAUAUCGAAACAGCAAGGGCAGCACUUGGCUUGAAGAGGCUAAGCAUCAACAAGAUCCGGUCCCGUGCUGCGUCGCCGUCAAAUACGGACCCAAGAGAAGAAGCCUUGCUUCGUAAGUAUCUAGCCAUUUGGAUGAAACCAAGUGUCGAAAUGUCAAAUCCAAUUUUCGACACUGAGCAUUCUAUUUCGACGCCAGCAGGUAACUCGACCCCCCUGAGUGAAGCCGGGAACACUGCAAGCUCGAGUCGCAAGACACGUUACCUCGCGACAGUCACAAACAACCCAAAGAACCCUGUUUCGCUGAAAUCAGGCUACCUGCUCAUGCCUUCCGAGAAUCUCGACCCAAGCCACGCCCAAUCCAUGCAGUGGAAGCGCCGCUUCGUCGACCUCCGCCCUCCCUAUCUUCACAUACACUCGGUCCCGGAUGGCGAGGGGAUCAAUGCAAUCAACCUCGUUCACGCUCGAAUCGACCACGACCCGGACUUCAAGCGCUUACUGGGCAGCGGCUCGAUAUCAUCCGGCGACGCGGACUAUGCCGAGCGAGGACACCGAAGAGCAGGUAGUUCCGAACUCCACGGUCUUGCUCACGUCUUUGCUGUGUACGGCGAACAAAAUACAUUUCUGUUUGCCGCGCGCAAUGAAAGUCAGAAGGACGAUUGGAUCCUCAAGAUUGACCAGAGCUAUUUUGGCACGGAAGAAGACGAGCGAUCUUGA
Molecule: messenger RNA, 4935 nt
Organism: Exophiala spinifera
Lineage: Eukaryota; Fungi; Ascomycota; Eurotiomycetes; Chaetothyriales; Herpotrichiellaceae
Exons: 1
Coding region: 1-4935 (1644 amino acids)
Biological process (GO): cytoskeleton-dependent intracellular transport; microtubule-based movement
Cellular component (GO): kinesin complex; microtubule
Molecular function (GO): ATP binding; microtubule motor activity; ATP hydrolysis activity
Source: RefSeq, a predicted model, not a curated record